This is a messenger RNA of Durusdinium trenchii, 924 nucleotides long. The record is from the annotation of a GenBank genome assembly. Lineage: Eukaryota; Dinophyceae; Suessiales; Symbiodiniaceae.
AUGAGAUUCCACCGCUCAUUGAACAGCAGCAAAUGUCCAGAGGCGGUCUUGGAAAGGGCUAAGGGGCGGAGACACAACCAAAAGCUCAUCGGCGAGCUCUUUGAGCAAUGGUUGAGUGCCGGGGAAGACUGGAUGCAAAGCAGCAUAGUCGCAAAUUCAUGUAAAACCAUGGCACAGCGGAAACGAGGGCGCUACUGCAUGGUGGAUGUGAAAUCCUUGAAGAGCAAGUACGGGGCUGCACUGGGGAAACAACUCCGGGAUGAAAAAAAAACAAUGGAGGAGACCAAGAGUCCCGAAGAUCCGAUUGUAUAUUGGAUGCCUCACCCCGACAUUGCCAGUGAGGACUUCGAGCUCGUGCGUAUGUUCGAUUCGAUGAUCUACGAAGACGAGACCAAAGAUGAGAUGAUGGUUGGAAUCGAAGGUCAAGGUGCUCUCAGUUCGCAACAAACUCGCGAGGUGAUGCUUGCCACAAUGGGUGCCAACAUGGAGAAAUUCCAAGCUUCUGGUGUGGGCCUGGCUUCCAACGCCGCUGGCAAUGUGCCUCCGCAAAUGGCGGAACCAAAGCAGAAGCGGAAACCACCGAUCGCAAAGCAGGUUUCUUCCAAGAUUUCGAGUGCAUCAUCAAAAUUGACUGAGCUCAUGGCAUGGCGAGCAAAGGUGAAUGAUUGCUCUUCGCUGUCACCAAAUUUGUUGCAGGGUUUUGUCGCAGAGUUGGAUUCCAAGAAGAAGGCCAUCGAGGAUGCCAAAACGACCGUUGAAGACCUCUAUGCGGAAACAUUGGGUAAGACAGACAAGGAGAUCAAUGAGAACACUGACUUGGUUCAACGGGUCACCAAAAGCAUGGGUUCUGUUGAUGCUGCCUUUACCAGUUUCAAUGGCACAUUGAAAAGCAUCAAGGGUGCUCUAGAUACUCAACUGAACUGA